Messenger RNA from Opisthocomus hoazin, 1302 nucleotides. The record is from RefSeq and is a predicted model, not a curated record. NCBI's taxonomy places the organism in Eukaryota, Metazoa, Chordata, Aves, Opisthocomiformes, Opisthocomidae.
AUGUGGGCCAUUGAAAUACUGAUCAAAAUUUUGCUGACUAAACCAGCAAUGAAUGAGGAUGUACACGGUGUGACAGAAAAAUCACGAAAGAGACAAAACAGUGGCCCAGGGCAUGCCGUCAAUGGCUACCAAAUCGCACAGAGCUGCUUUGCACCUUCCUUGUUCGGUGAGCGCCUGGAGUCAGUAGCAGGGGCUGGAGGGACACUGAAAUUGCAGUUCCUUGGCUGGCUGGUGUCGUCGUCCUUUCGCCACCCACGCCAAGCUGUUCGCAGGACUGAAGUAAUUUUGUCCGAAGGCCAAGUGACUUGCAAGAGUGGAGUGGCUGUAGCAGUUCAGCGUAUCAAUGGGAACAAGCGAGGAGAUGGUGAUGAGGCCAAGUGGAUGCUUGGCACUGCAAUUGGAUUUUUGUUGCCACCUGUUUUGGUUCCAAAUACACCUGACGAUAUUGAUCUAAUGGCACAUAACAUCAGCAUCAUGUUCUACGGAACAGCAAUAGUGUCCACACUUUUGUUCUUCUUAGCAGGAGUUGUGUUUGAAGAAAAGCCCAAAUACCCUCCUAGUCACUCUCAAGCAGUCCUGCAAAAUAUGCCUCCAGAGGACUAUUCCUACAAGCAGUCGAUUAUUAACUUGUUCAAAAAUGUUCCAUUUAUACUUCUGCUGAUCAGUUACGGUAUUAUGACUGGGGCAUUUUAUUCUGUCUCCACGUUAUUAAACCAGAUGAUAGUAACUCAUUAUGAGGGAGAAGAAGUGAACGCUGGGAGAAUUGGCUUGACACUGGUGGUGGCAGGAAUGGUGGGUUCGAUUAUUUGUGGUUUGUGGCUGGAUUACACUAAAACAUACAAGCAAACUACUUUGAUCGUCUACAUUCUCUCUUUCAUUGGGUUGCUGGUAUUUACUUUCACCCUGGACCUCGGAUACCUUAUAAUAGUGUUCGUGACUGGAGGAGUACUUGGGUUCUUCAUGACUGGCUAUCUGCCACUUGGGUUUGAAUUUGCUGUGGAAAUUACAUACCCAGAGUCUGAAGGCACUUCCUCAGGCCUCCUUAAUGCAUCAGCACAGAUAUUUGGAAUUGUUUUUACACUUGUUCAAGGCAAACUCACAACAGACUACAGUCCUCGUGCAGGAAACCUCUUUCUUUGUGCUUGGAUUUUUGUGGGCAUUAUCUUAACAGCCUUAAUAAAAUCAGAUUUGCGAAGACACAAUGUGAAUUCGGGGAUUGUGAAUUUGGAUGUUAAAGCUGUACCAGUUGACAGUCCUGUAGAACCUGAAAAUACUACGUUAAAAAUUCAGUCGGCUUUAUAA